AUGCAGGCGCCGAAAUGCCACCAAAACGCGCACUGGGUCCUCUCGACCGGCGCAAGAAGGUCACACGAUGUGAAUCUUGUGCUACCAGAAAAAUCAGGGUACUUUCUCUAUAUGGUCCGUGUAACAUGUGUCAUUGCUAAUAUAGUAGAGCAGUGUGUAGGUGGAAUUCCCUGUGAAUCGUGUAUUCGUACGGGUAAGAUUUGCCGAAAACAGAUGAGUGAAGAGUUAAAGGCAGUCUACGUCUUUUACAAGGAAACUGAAUGUACAUUGCGCAAAUUGAUACCUGCAACACUGGCAGCAGACACGAGGACUAUCCAUCUGGAUUGCUUCUUCGCCUUUCUAUAUCGCAAUCACCUCGUCCACCAUACAGACGUGUUGGUCGAGGUCCUCCUACCCUUGGUGAGCGAAUCCGCGCUAUUGAGCUCCGUAGUCAGUGCAAUAGGUGCCCUGGAUGCUUCACGCCAUGGCUAUUGUGCAAAUUAUGUUGAAACCGAAUCUCCUCGGUUCUUGGCUUACAAGUCAUACUCCCGUUCGAUCGAGUUAUUAAAAACUGUAUUGCUGGAAUCGGAGGUCUCUUUGCGAGACGAUAUUCUUUGGGCUACUUUUUUCCUAGGCUUAUUCGAGCUUAUGGCCGAUCCAUCGGGAGAUGGGUGGGCAAAACAUAUGUUACAUGGAACAUCUCGACUGUUGCAGGGCGCAGGGGCAACAACCACAAUAUCCCGCCCACGAAAGGCUUUUCUGGGUAUCUUCAGGAUGUUUGAGGCAAAUCGAGCAAUACUCUAUGGAGAAGGCACAAUUCUAUCCAGCCUCGAGUGGGCCCCGACGUACCAAAUGGACGACCAGACACCCGUGAGUAAAUGGGAUAGUCUGGGCCGAAUCCCUUCAAUAAUGGCCGAAAUAUCUACCUUUAAUACUCGAUUCUACGGAUAUGUUUCAAGCGUUAUGAGUUUCGACAUCCCCGAUCCGACCUUGGAUCAAUUUGGCGUUGAAGCCGCAGAAAUUCAGAACGAUAUAUACAAGCUAUAUAGCGAACUUCAAAACACAGAUCCCGAAAGGUCCAAAAGUUUGCCUUUCCACCAAGCACUUUCAUACUACCACGCAAUCCUACUCGAUCUAUUCAACACAUUUGAUUAUUAUCAUUGUUGGCAUCUAGAUCAUUCUCCAUACCUAUCAAGGUGUGAGAUAAAUCACCACGUUAACCAAAUCCUUCAACGAGCUGAAAUUAUACUCGAUACUCCAGGUGGAUGUGGUCUAUUGUUGAUUCUCCCGCUUCGAGUCGCUGGAACACGCGCAGAAACUGACAUCCAAAAAGCCACGGUUCAGGCUCUGCUGGAUUCUAUUUUCAAGCGGGGAUUUAUUGUUGCGGCUAGGAUCAAAGAUGAUCUUCAUCUACUUUGGGAUUGGAAAGGGAGAUUAGACUCUCCGUUAGAAGGAGUGGAAUAG
This is a messenger RNA of Penicillium daleae, 1443 nucleotides long. RefSeq lists its product as uncharacterized. Bases 1 to 1443 code for a protein of 480 amino acids. The transcript has 3 exons. Lineage: Eukaryota; Fungi; Ascomycota; Eurotiomycetes; Eurotiales; Aspergillaceae. The record is from RefSeq and is a predicted model, not a curated record.